Messenger RNA from Bemisia tabaci, 1273 nucleotides. RefSeq names its product alpha-ketoglutarate-dependent dioxygenase AlkB (gene AlkB). Gene Ontology annotation, biological process: oxidative RNA demethylation. The record is from RefSeq and is a predicted model, not a curated record. Gene Ontology annotation, molecular function: broad specificity oxidative DNA demethylase activity; oxidative RNA demethylase activity; ferrous iron binding. Gene Ontology annotation, cellular component: nucleus; cytoplasm. NCBI's taxonomy places the organism in Eukaryota, Metazoa, Arthropoda, Insecta, Hemiptera, Aleyrodidae.
AUCAGUCGACAAGUUUUCAGAGUGCGAGGUAAACAAUAACACGCCGAAAUGAAUCUGAUAAGAGAAAAGUUUUAAAUUUAUUUUUAUUUAUUUUCCUCCCUACAUUCACAAUUGUGCUUGUAUUUUUAAAAUUAAAUGUGUCCAAGUGAAGGAAAAAAUUAACUUCAUUCAUAUAACUAUGCAGGGUAUUUAUGUUUAAUCUUUAGUUUUCCUGUGUAGUAUUGAUUUCUGUGGCAAGUAUGACUUUUCGGGAUAAAUUCAAAUAUUACAAACAGAAGAAUCCCAAGCCUGGAUUUGAGGAGGUUCUGGAUUUUUCCCAGCUGGAGAGUAAUGUCAAGGGCAUUUCAAGCAGAACAAGUGUAUGCGAACCUACUGAUGAAGAUUUAUCAUCUCUCGGUUUACAAGAAGUCAAUCAGUGGCGCAUUUUUGAGCUAAUUGACAAACCAGGUCUGAUAUUUAUCCGCAACCCUUUCACAGCAGCAGGUCAAAGAUUAUGGGCAGAAAGGAGUUUAACAGAGUAUACGAAGAGACCAAGCAAACUUAACCUUGACGCACAUGGAGAUUUGGAACCUAAUGAAGACUGGUGGACAGUUUGUUGCAGGGACUCAGACAGAAGUGCAGUUUUGCAGAGGAAACUCAGAUGGGCAACCCUUGGAUAUCACCACAACUGGGACACAAAAAAAUAUUCGGAGAGUAAUCGUUCGAAAUUCCCGGAUGAUCUGGCGCGACUCAGCCGAGUGGUCAUUCGAACGGUGCUGGGCCUCGACGAAUUCGUCGCCGAAGCAGCCAUCCUCAACUAUUACCAUAUGGAUUCCACUCUCUCCGGUCAUGUGGACAGCUCGGAGACAAAUUUGGAGGCCCCAUUAAUAUCCUUCAGUUUUGGUCAAAGCGCCGUCUUCCUGAUAGGUGGAACUUCCCUCGAAGAUACGCCAACACCUAUGUUCAUCCACAGCGGCGAUAUAGUCAUAAUGUCUGGAUUUAGCCGGCUUUGUUACCACGGAGUGCCUAGAAUUGUACCCGCCCCACGCACGCCGUGGGACGAAAAUCGAACUUCUAGUGCGUGUUCAGAAAGUUCAGUAAACUCUCAAGACAAAUUAGCAAAUAUCUGUGAUAGCUGGUCAACAAUCAGUGAUUAUAUCAAAACAUCUAGGAUUAAUUUGAAUGUUCGGCAGGUGUCAAACUGCUCGGAAACUCUCUUAAAGGAGGCUUGAACAAGAUCUCGUUUUGUUAAAUUGACAAUGACAAAUAAAUUAUUUUUUUGUUGUGUAAGAAA